Sinocyclocheilus grahami is the source of this 2401-nucleotide messenger RNA. It is a transcript of the gene nefmb, whose product is annotated as neurofilament medium chain b. The coding region runs from base 23 to 2095 and encodes 690 amino acids. Gene Ontology annotation, molecular function: structural constituent of postsynaptic intermediate filament cytoskeleton. The transcript is spliced from 3 exons. Gene Ontology annotation, biological process: axon development; intermediate filament bundle assembly. Gene Ontology annotation, cellular component: neurofilament; axon. Lineage: Eukaryota; Metazoa; Chordata; Actinopteri; Cypriniformes; Cyprinidae. The record is from RefSeq and is a predicted model, not a curated record.
CAAUUCACAAGCACCAUUCACCAUGGACAUGAUAGUGGCCUCCCGCAGAAGGGCUCUGGAGACACGGAGUAACCGCGCGCCGUCCUCCACUAUGCGCUCGUGGGCUAAAAGCAGUCCUAUGUCUUUCAAAAGAUCCACAAAUAUGGCCGCAUCCAGGGCUGCGUACAGCCCCGCCGUGCUCGCGUCUCCAGAAGGCUUCGAGCUGAGCGCGGCGCUCAGUGGAGAUCCGGUGCGCAGUAACGAGAAGGAGCAGCUCCAGGGGCUCAACGACCGCUUCGCCAGCUACAUCGACAAGGUUCGCUUCCUCGAGGAGCAAAACAAACAGCUGGAGGCAGAGAUCCAAGCGCUGAAGCAGCAGAACUUUUCGCAGUCCCUGCAAAGCGAUGCGUACGACCGCGAGCUCCAAGACCUGCGCUGCGCCCUGGAGCAGCUUCACGUGGAGAAGGCGCAGAUGCUGCUCGACACGGACCACGUGGAUGAGGAUCUGCAGCGGCUCCGGGAGCGCUACGAAGAUGAAGCCAGGCUCAGAGAGCACACGGAGGCUGCGAUCCGGGGCAUGAAGAAAAACAAGGACGACUCGCUUCUGAUGAAGCAGGAGUUGGAAAGGAAGGUCCAGGCGCUCGGGAACGAAAUGGACUUCUUGCGGCAGAACCACGAGGAGGAGAUCAGCGAGCUUCUGGCUCAGCUUCAAGCCGCGCAGGUGCCGGUGGUGGAGAUGAGGGACCUCCAGAAGACCGACAUCACCUCUGCGCUCCGGGAGAUCCGCGCGCAACUGGACGGGCUCUCCUCCAAGAACCUCCAGCAGGCCGAAGAGGUGUUCAAGUGCCGCUAUGCCAUGCUGACGGACGCCUCGGAACACAACAAGGAUGCUAUGAAGUCCAUACGGGACGAGAUCGCAGACUACCGCCGUCAGAUCCAAGCCAAGAACAUUGAGCUGGAGGCUCUUCGUGGCACCAAAGAUUCAUUGGAAAGGCAGCUGCAUGAUAUCGAAGACCGCCACAACACCGACGUUGCCAGCUAUCAGGAAAUGAUUCACCAAUUGGAAAAUGAUCUGAAAGGAACAAAAUGGGAAAUGGCUCGUCAUCUUCGGGAAUAUCAAGAUCUGCUUAACGUCAAGAUGGCACUGGAUGCUGAAAUAGCAGCUUACAGGAAACUGCUGGAGGGUGAGGAGACGCGCUUCCGUACCGUCUCCGGAAGUAUUUCAACCCCCGUGUUUGCCUACAGCCAGCCUAAAACCUCUAAGGUCAAACAUAAAAUAGUGGAGGAGAUCAUCCAGGAGACCAAAGGAGAGAGUGACCUUGACGAUGAUCUGGCAGAGGUGGCUAAAGAAGUGGCGGAAGAAGCUGGUGAGGGUGAAGAGGAGGAAAAGAAGGAAGAGAUUGUCACCGCCAGUGAGGCCAAAGUGAGUUCUGCUGCUCCUGAGGCGGAAGAAGAGGAAGAGGCAGAAGGAGGAGAAGAGGAAGAAACAGCAGAAGAGGGAGAAGCUGCUGAGGAGGAAGCGGAAGCAGAAGAGGGGGAAGAAGCAGAAGAAGGCGAGGAGGAAGAGGAACAACAAGUGGAAGUGAUCGAGGAGACAGAACUCUGCGGUGAUAAAUCUCCAACAGCAGAGAAAGAAGGCAGCGAGAAAGACGAAGAAGAAAAGAAAGAGGAAGAGGAGGAUGAGGGUGGUGAAGAACAAGAGGCAGAGAGUAAAGAAGAAACCAAAGAUGAUGAGGAGGAGAAAGAAGAAGCUGAUGAAAAAGAGGAGACCAAAUCCGAAGGAGAUGAAGAGAAGAAAGACGAGUCUGGAGGAGAGGAAACGAAGGCUGAUUCAGAGAAGAGCGACAAAAAGAGCGAUUCAGAAGAAGACGAGAAGAAAUCAGCAGAAAAGGAGAAACCAGUAGAAGAAAAAGAAGAAAAAAAGGAAGAAGCCAGUCCGAAAGAAGAGGUCCAAACCAGAAUAGAGGAAACCAUCACCAAUGGAGACAAGGAGAGCAAACCUGACACAGAGAAAGAGAAGAAGUCCGAGGAAAAGCCUCAGGAGAAAAAGAAAGUCACCAAGAAGGUGGAGAAAGUCAGUCCGCAGGCAAAGAAGGAAAUCAAAGGAAAAGACUGAUGCAAAUGACUUUGACAGGGAAUUAGUUAUAAUCAAUUCUUAGAAAUAAUUCUAUUUGAUGCAAAUGGCGUUUGAUGCAUCUGGCAAAAAUAAUUGCAUGCAUGGUAAUGACUGACUUGCAUGUGUGGUCUGGAGCCAUGCUGAGCCGUCGCGACUGAAACAGAAACUAUAACGCGUUUGAAUUAAAGUGCAAGUACAUUUAUGCUGCUAAUGACUCGAACGAUGAGAGAUUCUUCAGCAGUUGUUUGGCAAUAAUGGUGCUAUAAUAUCAUCACUCGCAGGCGUACUUUGAGCUGUAACUCCAUU